AGUCAGUGACGCUGCAGCCAGAGGAAGAGGCGGCUGCUCUUCAGGGUCGUUUCCCUUCAAACAUACACACAAUAUAUAAUAUAUAUAUAAUAUAUAUAUAAUAUAUAUACACAAUAUAGUUCACAACGGAGCCCCAAACCGACUCUGGAUCAGUAACGAUGGCGGAAGGCGACAACAAAAGCGCGAAUAUGCUCGCUCAGGAAACGGCCCAGCUGGAGGAGCAGCUCCAGGGCUGGGGCGAGGUGAUCCUGGCCGGGGAUCGGGUCGUGCGCUGGGAGAAGCCGUGGUUCCCGGCAGCCCUGAUGGGCGCCACCACCUUGCUCUUCCUGCUGAUUUACUACCUGGACCCAUCAGUGCUGACUGGGCUCUCCUGCUCUGUCAUGCUGCUCUGCCUGGCUGACUACCUGGUUCCCACCCUGGCACCCAGAGUCUUUGGCUCCAAUAAGUGGACCACCGAGCAGCAGCAGCGUUUCCACGAGAUCUGCGGCAACCUGGUGAAGACUCAGCGUCGGGUCGUGGGCUGGUGGAAGCGUCUCUGCGCCCUGAAGGAGGAGAAGCCCAAAAUGUACUUUGCCUCAGUGAUCAGCAGUUUGCUCGCAGUGGCCUGGAUCGGACAGCAGGUGCACAACCUGUUCCUGACCUACCUGAUCGUGAACUUCCUGCUUCUGCUGCCCGGCCUGAACCAGCACGGCGUCAUCUCAAAGUACGCGUCCAUGGCCAAGAGGGAGAUCAACAAACUGCUCAAACAGAAGGAGAAGAAGAACGAGUAGACGGACGUUUGACGGUGACGGGAAAUCUCCGACAGAUGAUCCACGACACAACGGAAGGUGGAAGGAAGUUGUUUUCGAAGAGAGAGAGAGGGGAGAGCUAGAAGUUAGCCUCCUGCUUCCUCGGCCUCCGCCACAGAGGAAACCACGAUCUUAUUUUGUUUUCACUCAUUGGAUAAGUUUCAUCCCAUCACCCACCCACUCGGUUAUUCUUAUGAAUUAAUCUGCCGUGCAUGCAGCUGCCACAUGAAGUUUAUGUUGUCACACGUUCUCACACACGAUACCGAAACGCUCAGAAGCACACACGCGCACACACACACGCUCCCCGCCACGUACACAAAGUCGAAAUGUUACUUCUGUUUCUUAGUUUGAGUGUGAGCUUCAUUUUAAGAUGUCAGUAAUGCUUUUAAGCCAUUCCCUCUACUUAGACAAAGCGACUACUGAGCAGUUUGUGUAGCAUUUACUGCAUCAUUUUAACCUCUCAUAGAUUCCUCAUCAUUAUUUCCAGGACAGUGUUUGUCACUUAAGAACAGGUCAUGUAAAUGUACCUUUAAAUAUUUUUAUUUUUUUGCUCAUUCUGCUUCAGUUGUAUUUAAAAAUAAUAGUGCUGAAAAAACAGAACUGGAUUUGAAGCGGAGCUCGUCAGGAGUGAAACUGUGUCUAGAUACAAGCCUACUGCUGUACCGCUGCUAGCUGGACACUGUGGUCUAUUAGCUCUUCUGUAAAAACCCCAGUGUGUUACUGGUGUGGGGGGGGGUGUCGCUGUGUAAAUAGACCUAUCCCUCACUCUGUCUCGGUCAGUCUAAUGUUUGUUUUCCUUUCUCUGUUGUUAUUUAUCUGUCCUUUCCUCCUCAGUCUCGUCGUUUUCUGGUCUCAUCACUGUCUUUCAACUCAUUUCAUUAUUUGUCUUUAUUGGAGAACUUUAAGAAAAUGAAUAAAAGUUUGAUUUCA
This is a messenger RNA of Dicentrarchus labrax (European seabass), 1718 nucleotides long. RefSeq names its product ADP-ribosylation factor-like 6 interacting protein 1 (gene arl6ip1). The transcript is spliced from 6 exons. The record is from RefSeq and is a predicted model, not a curated record. The coding region runs from base 159 to 770 and encodes 203 amino acids. Lineage: Eukaryota; Metazoa; Chordata; Actinopteri; Moronidae.